AUGAAUGCUAUUAGAUCAAGGACAGAGGAACAUCUUCAAAGUGUUUUAUCACAUAGAUCGGAGAUUAGAUCGAUCGAUCCACAACAUAAUGCUGGUGAUGUGGAAUUAUUAGCUCAGAUUGGUUAUAAACAAGAGUUAAGACGUCAUUACAGUACGUUGCAGGUUUUUGGUAUUGCUUUUUCAAUCAUGGGUUUAUUACCCAGUGUUGCUUCUGUGUUGUCUGUGGGUUUGGAAUCAGGACCAGCUGGUUUGGUUUGGGGCUGGUUCUUGUCAUCUAUUUUUAUUCUUUGUAUUGGUAUAAGUAUGGCUUUUCUCGGUAGUGCCAUUCCAACUUCAGGUGGUUUGUAUUAUUAUACAAACUAUUAUUGUCCAGAUGCAUUCAGAGUUCCUUUGAGUUUCAUGAUUGGUUGUUCUAACUCAUUAGGAUUGAUUGGUGGUUUGUGUAGUAUCAGUUAUGGGUUUGCCGUGCAGGUUUUAUCGGCCGUGUAUAUCCAACAAGAUGGUGGAUUUGAAAUUACAAAUGCAAAAUGUUAUGGUAUCUUUGUUGGUUGUGUUGUCACAAAUGCUUUUAUUUGUUGUUUGGCUACCAAACAAGCUGCCCUUUUGCAAACCAUUUCCAUUAUUGUCAAUGUUUUCUUGGUAUUAUUAUUUAUCAUAGCUGUACCUGCAGGAAAAGCCCAUGAUUUUAAUUCAGCUAGUUUCAUCUUCACUAAUUUUGAAAACUCCAGAGAUUAUGGUACUGUUUGGUCAUUUGCCUUAUCUUGGAUGCCGGCUAUUUGGACAAUUGGAUCAUUCGACUCCACUAUUCAUUGUAGUGAAGAAGCCAAAAAUGCACAAAGAGCUAUUCCAUUUGGUAUAACAGGUUCAAUUACUGCUUGUUGGUUAUUAGGGUGGAUACUUUGUAUCGUCUGCUGUGCAUGUAUUAAAGAUGGUGAUGUUGGUAGAAUUCUUGAAUCAGAAACUGGAUCUGCUAUGGCACAAAUUAUUUACGAUGCAUUAGGUAAACAAUGGGCGGUUGCUUUCAUGUCACUUAUUGCUGUUGGUCAAUACUUGAUGUCUGUCUCAAUUAUGAUUGCUUUAUCCAGACAAGUUUGGUCAUUUGCUAGAGAUGAUGGUUUACCAGUUGUUUACAACUUUGUCAAGUAUGUUAAUCCAAAGAUCCAAGUUCCAAUUAGAGCUACUAUGUUUGCCGGUGCCAUGGGAAUUGUUUUGGGUUUAUUGGUAUUAAUCAACGGUUCUGCUGGUUCAGGUGCACUUUUCAGUUUGGCCAUUGCUAGUAACCAAUUGUCAUGGGGUCUUCCAGUUUUACUUGUGCUUUUACCUUAUGGUAGAAAGAGAUUUAUUCCUGGUCCAUUUUAUUUUGGAAAGUAUAUCAGUACUUUGAUUAAUAUUGUUAGUGUUGGUUGGUCAGGUUACGUUAUUGUCUUGUGUAUGUUCCCAGAUAGUUUGCAUAUUGACAAAGAUACCAUGAACUAUACUGUGGUUAUCAAUGUUGGUGUCUGGAUAUUGGCAUUGGUUUACUAUUUUGUAUGGGGUUACAGGUUCUACACUGGACCUAAAUCCAAUCUUGAUGAUACUUACUUGGAAGGUACUGCAGUUGCAAAUGUGGAUGAAAUCUUACAAGAAAAGUCGUGA
This is a messenger RNA of Candida tropicalis MYA-3404, 1635 nucleotides long. It is a transcript of the gene UGA6, whose product is annotated as Uga6p. Gene Ontology annotation, biological process: transmembrane transport. Gene Ontology annotation, cellular component: membrane. Lineage: Eukaryota; Fungi; Ascomycota; Pichiomycetes; Serinales; Debaryomycetaceae. Bases 1 to 1635 code for a protein of 544 amino acids. The record is from RefSeq and is a predicted model, not a curated record. Gene Ontology annotation, molecular function: transmembrane transporter activity. The transcript has a single exon.